UUUUAUUUUAAUCUACCUAGACAUGAAGAUCAAGAAAACCAGGAAAAAAAAGAUAAAAGAAUAAAGAAACGUAAUACUUAAUACUCUUGUUGAAAGAAAAGAAGAAACUAGUGGAUGCGAGAAGAACUUGCAAUUAGUGUUUAUUUACAUUUCAGACAUUCUUUAAUGUUUGAGGAAGAUAGUCAAUCGAGCUCUUCCAUUAAACACAGAAUUUGAAAAAAUUGGUAUAUUUUCGUCAAUAAUCAAGAAUGUUUUGAGUUCAACGAUGAAAACACACUUAGGAUUGAUUAUUCAUAACAUAUACCAUCAUUUACCAGUAAUGUUAUUAGUCGAACUACCGUAGAUAUGAAAGCAACAUUUGCUCAAUGUUCCUUAAAGGAUCCUCAACCUUCAUGAAAUCACUCUGACAGUUCAUGACAAUGAUUCUGAAGUUAUGUGAUUUGGUUGAGUCGUCUCCUUUAGAAAUGAGGAAACCUUGACAGCAUUAUAGACAUUUUAAUGAAGGAAAAUAUAAAUAACCGAAAGAGAAUGUCAGAGUCUCAUUUGUUUUAUGGCGGCAAUUGAAUUCAAAGUUAAUUUCAGAAAGAACUUUCUGAACAAUGAUUCUGAUUUAUUUUUUUUAACACCCAUCCAUUCUAGUUUAAACUAUACUCGAAAUCACUAAAACGCACAAUAGGACUAAAAACUUAGUCGGAUCAAGAGGAUGUUUAACUUUUCAAUUAAUUGUAUAAGCAAGGGUUUCGCCGUUGAUUUAAUUUAAGUAAAUAAAGUAUAUUUUUACUUCUCGAGUAAUAGCCAUGACUGUGCCAGAGGAAUUAAGAAAAAUACUUCUUCACGAGCUAUUACUUAACAUCGAAAUUAACUCGAAAGGUGAUAUAAGAUAUGCCAAUUCUGCUUUCUACAGAUUUAUAGGAAAAAAAAGUAGUGAUCCUUUGCUACAGACAUCUUGCAACUUUUAUGACUGUAUUACGGAAACGAGCAUUCCUAGAGUCCAACGAGCGAUUCAUAUGCUUUUUAAUAAAUCUUUUAAAGUCACGCAUUUCCAAACUUCGCUCUUGUGCAGCACUAACAUGGUCCCUGAUAUGUUUUUAAAUAGUAAAGAUUAUGAGACAUCACCGGACCAAGGGAAAAUCGGAAUGAAGCUUUAUUUUCGAGGAAUCUUGGUGGAUUCUUUAGAUGGUAAAGAAACUAGAAUCCUAUGGUCUGCCAAAUGUUUAUAUCCAGAACGUUACUAUAUAAGCCAGAUGGACUUUGUAUUAUUCAACACUCUGGGCAUCGGCUCUUUCGUCUUACAAAAUCAUAUAGAAAGAGCCCAUAAAGUUAAAUAUGUACACGCUCCUCCUCCUGUCCCUCGCUUGUGUUAUCUUUGCGAAAAAAAAAUCCCAGAGUGGUAUUUCGAAGUACAUACUGACUCUUGUUUAGUAUGGAGCGAACUCGUCCAAGUUAUACUUGAUAUACAGAAACAAAUUCAUAUAAAAAAAGCCGAACUGCUCAAGUUCAGUCAAUCUAUCCCUCACACUACUGUUUCAGUUUCCGACGAAACAUAUUUAACAUUGCCAAUAAUUUCAGUUCUGAAGAAUGGGUCUACUAAAUAUAGACGAUUUCGUUUAAAAUCUUGGCAUUCUUGCGUUACGUUUUUGUAUCGGCAACUGGAUGCGGCAGAGCAAACGUUUGAAGAACUGGGGAAAAGCACAUACCUGACAGUCUCUCAAGAAUUGGCUACUGAUAUGAAAUAUAACAUUUUGAAGAAAAGCAUGUUACUCUGGGAAUAUAUCUUUUUAUCUCCUUGUAAAAUCCAAAGCUUAUUUCACGAAGUGCAUUCUUUGCUUACCCUGAGCCUAAAGUAUAACAUCAAGCUUUGCAAUCAUAACUUGAUGUACGGGGUAACCUUUCAGGAGGUAAAACAUUUCUUACUGAGAUAUAUGCGGAAUUUUUUGUGUUCAAACCUGAACAGCAUUGAUUAUGAACUUUUUUCCGGACAUGCACAGCUCAUUAGCAUGAUCAGCGAUCGUACACACAGUAAAGAACUGGACUCUACUAAAGUAGAUUUGAUUUUACCAAAAAUACGGAUAGUGCCUAAUCGACUCCCUCAUUUCAAAUCGGAUAAAAGCCUUUCUAUUCCUCUCAAAUAUACCUCCAGGGAAAAUGCAGCAAGUUGCAGCUCCUUCAGCGAGGACGACAACUUGAAGGAGUAUAUGCUGAGAAAUCUUAAUAAAAAGCUAGCAAGCAAACCAAGAAAAAAUUCCUUUGACGACGAACGGGCGCACUCGCUUCGCAUUUAUCAGGAGCUCGUUGAAAAACUUUAUUCUCCUCUUAUAGAUAACACUACAGCGGCUUUACACCUUCCUAAAUACAAGGAACGAAAAUUUGGAGACAAGACGCCGAGAUCACUAAAAGAAUUCACUUUUGUCAAAGAAAUAAACAGAGGUGCUUCUAGUAGGGUUUAUUUGGUAAAAAAAAACUCUACCGGGAAUUACUAUGCAAUGAAAGCCAUUCCGAAAUCAGGUCUGAAUGAUCUUGAAAAGUUGAGAGGGAUUAUGUACGAAAAAGCCAACAUGGAAAUCCAAAAGUUUGGAUCAAAUAUUGUCAAGGUAUAUUAUGCGUUUGAAUCGGAAGGAUUCUUUUGUUUAGUAAUGGAUUUCUUCAACGGUGGUGAUUGCCAAACUUUGGUUGAGAAAUUUGGACCGCUGCCGGAACAAUGGAUUCAAAAAUAUAUAGCUGAAUUAUUAGAAGCGGUCGAGAUUCUUCAUAAACUCGGUAUUUUCCAUCGUGAUGUUAAACCGGCGAAUAUGCUUAUAGAUCAGAACGGGCAUAUCCGUUUAGCAGAUCUUGGAUUAAGUGAUAAUAAAGAAGGUAGCAGCGAGGGUGAAAUAUCUUACGAAGAACAGAUCAAUAAACUAAAAGAGUCAAGUCAUGAAGGUGCGAGAAAACAACUAGUUGAAGGCCUUAAGGAUCAAGCUAAAAAAGAAAUAACUUUAACAAGCAGGGAGACGAAUAAAGAAACUUUUGAUCCCUUUGAGCGGCUGAUAGAUGUUGACACAAGUAAUUUAAAUAGAGCCAUGUCAAAAGUAUUUAGAGCGCGCCUGAAAGUUAGCUUGCCAGGAAAACUGAACGAUGAAAAAAGGAUUACUGGUACUCCCAAUUAUAUGGCACCAGAGGUUCUUUCAGAAAAGGAAAAUCCAAUGAGCGAUAUAUGGGCGAUAGGGUGUGUCUUAUUUGAAAUGCUGACAGGGAUUAUUCCAUUUCAAUCAGAUACCAUCCAAGGAGUAUGGGAUCGUAUUCAACGAAAUGACAUUGGAUGGACGAACUGUAGCCAUGAGUUGCAUUCACCAGAAGCUAUAGAUCUUGUAAAUAAGCUGUCGGAGCCGAACCCAGAAAAGAGACUAGGUAAAGGAGGAUUUUUGGAAAUAAAGUGCCAUCCAUUUUUCAGAGACAUAGACUGGGAUCACUUGUAUACUCAAAAGGGACCAUUUGUUCCAAGAACAAAAAAUAUUGAAGAUCUAAUUUAUUUCGAACGAAGUAAGUCUACAUCAACGUAUAUCAAGGAUCGAAUGACUGGCAUACAUAACUCUCAAACUUCACAUAAUAUUGAUGACAUGCUCGGUAAUCAUAUUGAUCAGGACCAUUUAGUUAAUGAUACCUGUAUAGGUUUGGAAAACAGCGACCGAAAACCACAUGACGAUUUAGUUGAGUUGGCUAUUGAAUCCUUUUCAGGUAUGAAUUUAAAAGCCCUCAACUUUUCCAACAAAAAUGUGCUAUGGGAAAUCUCUGACCAGCUAGAAUUCCCGGGCGCUUCAUCCUUUUCCCAUCCCCCGAUUCCUAAAAAAGGCCAUUCUAUGCGUUAUCGGUUUUUUUGCCCAGAAAAAAAAUAAUCGCAACACGCAUGAAAGCCCCUGUAAAGGAAAUUCCUUCGUCCGUACAGUUCGACAGUAGAAAUUCUUAAUAUCAAAUGAAUGACUUUUCAAUAUCCU
Schizosaccharomyces cryophilus OY26 is the source of this 3971-nucleotide messenger RNA. RefSeq names its product AGC protein kinase Ppk31. Gene Ontology annotation, cellular component: nucleus; cytoplasm. The record is from RefSeq and is a predicted model, not a curated record. Lineage: Eukaryota; Fungi; Ascomycota; Schizosaccharomycetes; Schizosaccharomycetales; Schizosaccharomycetaceae. The transcript has a single exon. Gene Ontology annotation, molecular function: protein serine/threonine kinase activity; ATP binding. Gene Ontology annotation, biological process: peptidyl-serine phosphorylation; intracellular signal transduction. The coding region runs from base 798 to 3872 and encodes 1024 amino acids.